Messenger RNA from Gymnodraco acuticeps, 213 nucleotides. Its product is annotated as guanine nucleotide-binding protein G(I)/G(S)/G(O) subunit gamma-7-like. Gene Ontology annotation, biological process: G protein-coupled receptor signaling pathway. The record is from RefSeq and is a predicted model, not a curated record. The transcript has 2 exons. Bases 1 to 213 code for a protein of 70 amino acids. Gene Ontology annotation, molecular function: G-protein beta-subunit binding. Lineage: Eukaryota; Metazoa; Chordata; Actinopteri; Perciformes; Bathydraconidae. Gene Ontology annotation, cellular component: heterotrimeric G-protein complex.
AUGUCAGGACACAGCAGCAACAGUGUUAUUCAGGCACAAAAACUGGUGGAUCAACUUCGAGUGGAGGCGUGCAUGGAGAGAAUAAAGAUCUCCCUGACAGCAGGAGACUUGGUGCGGUUCUGUCAGGAUCACCGGCGCAGCGACCCUCUGCUCACCGGCAUCGCUGCCUCCUCCAAUCCUUUCAAAGAUAAGAAGACCUGCGUGCUUCUUUGA